Pangasianodon hypophthalmus (striped catfish) is the source of this 5803-nucleotide messenger RNA. It is a transcript of the gene tbc1d10aa, whose product is annotated as TBC1 domain family, member 10Aa. The transcript is spliced from 10 exons. The record is from RefSeq and is a predicted model, not a curated record. NCBI's taxonomy places the organism in Eukaryota, Metazoa, Chordata, Actinopteri, Siluriformes, Pangasiidae. Bases 178 to 1983 code for a protein of 601 amino acids.
UAAUGUGGGUGGGAAGAAAAUAAUUCUUGUUGUGGUAUAUUACGAAUAUGACAUUUCUGGAGUAUAUUCUCUUAAUGGAAGCUGUUUGGGGAUUUAUUUUAUACCGAACACGGGAAUAUUAACGUAAACUCUCGCGUCGCACAACAACUUUCGUUGAUGGCCUAAACCGUGAGCGUAAUGAUGGCUGAUGUUGAGAAUGGCGAUCAGACCUUGGACACGGUGAGUUUGCGGACAGAGGGCAGUCAUUUUGGAGAUGAUGGAGAAAGCUCUCUGGGCUCCGACUCCGAGCUCAACGGCUUCCCAGGCUCCAGAGAGACGGACAAGUACGGCUUUAUCGGAGGAGCGCAGAAGUAUUCAGCCGAAUCGGCUCAGGACGUUCCCCCGGAGGUGUUGAGGCAGAGAGAGCUGAAAUGGUUAGAGAUGCUGAAGGACUGGGACAAAUGGAUCAGCAAGAGAUUUAAGAAGGUGAGACUGCGAUGUCAGAAAGGAAUCCCUCCAUCGAUGAGAGGCAGAGCCUGGCUUUACCUGUCAGGAGGGAAAGUAAAGAAGGAGCGAAACAGCGGAACUUUCAAGGAGCUGGACAGCAUGGAGGGCGAUCCAAAGUGGAUAGAUGUGAUUGAGAGAGAUUUACACAGACAGUUCCCUUUCCAUGAGAUGUUUGUGUCACGAGGAGGACAUGGGCAGCAGGAUCUGUUGCGGGUGCUAAAGGCCUACACACUCUACAGGCCUGAUGAAGGUUACUGUCAGGCUCAGGCUCCUAUCGCUGCAGUGCUGCUCAUGCACAUGCCUGCUGAGGAUGCAUUUUGGGGUCUUGUUCAGAUCUGUGAGAAAUACCUUCCCGGUUACUACAGCGCAGGCUUGGAGGCGGUUCAGCUGGACGGAGAGAUCCUGCAUGCGCUGUUGAAGCGAGUGUGUCCUUUGGCGUAUCGACACCUGGACAAGCACAAGAUCGAGCCGGUGCUCUACAUGAUGGAGUGGUUCAUGUGCGCUUUCUCCAGAACUCUGCCCUGGGCCUCGGUCCUCCGAGUGUGGGACAUGUUCCUGUGUGACGGAGUGAAGAUUAUAUUCCGUGUGGGCUUGGUGUUGUUGAAGUCCAUGCUGGGAUCUCGGGAGAAGCUGAAGGCCUGUCCGGGUCAGUAUGAGACCAUGGAGGUCCUCCGUGCGAUCGAACCCAAGUACAUGCAGGAGGCCUUCUUAGUGCACCAGGUUCUGGAGUUGCAGGUCUCGGCGCGGGAUGUGGAGCGCGAGCACCGCACGCAGCUGAAGCGCUGGAAGAAGAAGCGCGGCGAGCCCACCCGCAAACCCCCUCAGAGAAUGCACAGUGCUCGCGCCAUCAUGGCCAACGAGCCUCAUACACGCCAAGACCUCCGCCAAAACCCCACCAUUAUCGUCCAGUAUCCAUCAAUCCCUGAGGAAAAGUCUGAGCCGAGCCUCAGGAAAAAGAGAGGGUCCCUAAAGAGAGCCCCCAUUCCUAACAUUCCUAACCCCUACGCCCUACCUAGUGAGUCUAAACCUAGUCAGAUAUUGGAAGUACAGCCUCUGAACAACGCAAAUCAAGAUGUUGUACCUCCAAAUCCACCAGCACAUCCACCCCCGCUCCCUACAAUGCAGGAAAAUCGGGUCAAAAAGACGAACACUUCUACAGAGCGACUCGUGCAGUCGUCCUCGAAUUCCUCCAUCAAUAAGAAACCGGCAGAAUCUCUCCCUCUGCAGCAUCUAUCACUCCUAACUGCUCCUGCACACGAAUCGCGUCUAGAGUGGCGUCCUCACCUGCUGGACUCUCCUCCUGUCCAAUUCCCAGAACCUGUCCCUAAUAAUACAGAAAACUCAGCCGCCAUUUUGAAUCCAUCUACAGACUCAAGCCCUCUGCUUACGCACAACGUACCUGCCAACGAAGACUCGACUGCUGCUUAUGAGGACAAAAACGGCGCUUCACGCAACUCUACAGGGAGCAUCAACAGCUCAGAGGACACCUACUUGUAACUCGCUCACUGUCGCCACCUGGUGGCUUGGAGGAACAGGAAGCUGCAGCGUUGGGAAAAAUUUUUACGUUCAGUAGCUAAUUUGAGUGUGAUAAUUUACACAUUUAUUCACUCUUAAACAAAUGAUUUGUCUUAAAAUCUAAUUUACACAAUUCACCCCAGAGGCAGCCAAGAUAGGUGUCUAAAGUGUGUUUCUUUAGCUUCGUACUGGAGAGUCAGACACCAAACAUGCCUUGGCUGAUUUACUAAAUUUGGGAUGAGGGGAAAAUGGUGCAAAUUUGACUGACAAUUUUUGUUUUUUUGUUUUUUUUAAUUUAUUUUUUUAUUAAGAAAUGUCUAUUUCAUUAGGGAAAGAAACUCUGAGAGGUCAGUUAAGGUUCAGUGAUGUCAGAGAAAAUCCUGGAAGAAUACUGUAUCAUGAGCGUCUCACACGCUGCCAUCUUGGUGUCACUGCGGAGCUGAGAAUGAUCCACUACCCUAAUGAAUCUACUCGGCAAUGGCCUAAUCAGGUUUCCUUUCCAUUAAUGGAUGGUGUAGAGAACGGCUGACAGAUGAGCUUCAGUCAGUUAUAUUUCUAAAAAAGGAUAAACCUGCCAGAGUAUACUUCAGUAAUGUAGAUUUAUACUCAGACUUGCCAUAUGAGACCGUACAAAUGGUAAACAAAAUAAAUUCCUGGAGCUUUGACAUGUGAGUCCCUAAAUCUCAAGGGAAGUGGAGAGUCACACUACUUUAGGACCAAUUCUUAACUCUCAGAUCCAGAGCAGUAUUUGAGGUUCUGACGUUUUUACGUCUGAGUCUCUACAUCUGAGGCCGUAUGUGUGAGGUUCUGCAUCUGAGGCUGUGCGUCUGAGGCUAUACCUCUGAGGAUCUACCUCUGAAACUGUAUGUCUGAGGCUGUGUCUCUGAGGCUGUACAUCUGAGGCUGAGCAUCUGAGGAUCUAUGUUUGAGGCUCUGCAUCUGAGGCUAAAUACCCUAGGCUCUACGUCUGAUGCUCUGUGUCUGAGGAUCUACCUCCGAGGACCUAUGUCUGAGUCAGUGCAUUUGAGGCUCUUCGUCUGAGGCUAUACAUCUGAGGAUCUACCUCUGAAGCUCUAUGUCUGGGGCUGUACAUCUGAGGAUCUGUGUUUGAGGCUCUACAUCUGACUAACAACGUCUGAGGCUCUAGGUGUGGGGACAGUCUGUCUGAGGCUCUGCACCUAAGGCUGUACGUCUGAGGCUCUUCCUCGGAGUCUGCUUUCUGUUACUGUCUUAUUUGGUUCGUGUGAUGUCAUUCUAACACAAACGAGGUCAUUUUAACAUGUUUGUACAUUAAUGGGAUUGGUCAGAACUGCACAGUGGGCAUGUGCCAAUAUUUUCAUAUCACUUCUUGUAUCACUACUGUAUUUGGCACAUUAUAUGGAACACUGCUAAAUUAUUUUAAAAAUCCUUCUUUAGUCUAAUUGACAUUGAUGACAUUCUUGAAACUUUCCAAAUGUGACAAUUACUUAGAAGCUCAGCUUAAAAAAUGUGGCCUACCUAGUAGGGCUGGGCGAAUAAAAUAAUAUCCUAUUGUUAUUUUAAUUAAUCACGUCACUUUUAAGUCAGUAUGGUAUCAUGAGGGAGCAUCUAAAACAUGGAGCAACUGUAUUUUUAACAAUGUGAUGUUUCGUAAUUUUGAGACAGUUGGAUCUUUUUUUUUUUUUUUUUUUUAAUUGGUUGACUGUACAGUGUGUUAUCUUAUUUUAGCUAUUUUAUACCAGUUGAUUUUUUAAAAAAUUUUUUACUCUCCCUGAUUUUGUUUAAUUUCAUUCUGGAAAUGCCAAAAGUCUCAAUUCAUAGGUUAAUCAUCAGAUAUUUAAACAUGUCAUGGCACUAAUGCUAGACAGUAAUGCUACAUUCAGUUCAUUCCUUAUGUUUAUUCACUCAUUCACGUAUUCAGAAUUAGGUAAUAGGUUCGUCAUGCACGUACAUGUCUUGCCUCAUGUAUUGUGAUAUAUUUUUUCCGUAAUCUUCCACCGCUGCUAUCUACACCGCCACUUUCUGAACCGAAUACAGGGGUAUAGUUCAAUUAUUUUUUUUACCGUGUGUGUUAAACAGUGUGAUAUGUUGUAGAAUUGAUUAUUGGCACAUGUCUACUGAUUAGCAAGGAUCGAAAAGGUCUUGUAUGUGUUACAGGUUACUCAGGUGUAACUGCAAACAAUCUGAGAAAGGGAGAAACUCAUGGCUGUUUUUCUUGUUUCAGUUACUAGAGGGCAGACUUUGUCCAAAAAUGUACACUCUCUCCACAGAAAUGCCCGAGGAGUCUUUCCUCGCUACAGCCUUGAGAAGGGAAACUUCAUAACCUGCCCACAGAUUCGCUCUUGAAAGAAUCUCACAAGAAUCACAAACACUUCUUUAUAUUACACUUAUGCACGUGUAUUAAUUUGGCAGAUUUUUUUUUCUUUAUCCAAAGCAACCACCGCUUCUUUGUAUUUGUAUUUCGCAUCCUUACCACAUUUUACCAUUUCAUCAUCAUUUAUACAAGAGCUGCAUGAUUAUCACAACAAUCCUAUAUAAUAGCCGUACAAUUUUCAUUAACAUAAUCUCAAUGAAAUAUCUACUUUAUCUUGGCAUGUCCUGUAUACUUUAUGCGUAAACAAAACAACUCAAGCUGAGAACUUUAUUGCUGAUUUACUUUGUACCACAUCACUGUCGAAUUCUCUCUAAUACACUCUAAUAAGUUAUUGUUUCUAUAGUAACAAUUUACACAGGGAAUUGUAUGGUGGACGAUCUACAUAAUCUGAUAGUAACGAUAAACAUCUUGUUGUUUAACAAAGAAAAACGUAUAAUCAUCAGUGUGGUAUUUCAAAUUUACGGAAGGAGUCUCCAGUGUCAGCGCAAUAAGUUUUCUGUCAUUGGACGUUGUAACAUCACAAGCUGCUCGAUAUUAAAAUGCAAUUUUACACGACGGAAACAGUUACGUUUGCUUUUUUAAAUGGUUUUCUAGGAGUGCUAAGUUGAAAGCUGUAAUAUCUGGAUGAUCAUUUUGUAAGUUUAAAUCCCAGGAGUGCCAGAGAUGUUGGGAUCAAUCCUGAAUAAAACCUCCAACCCUCAACUGCUACUCAGUUUGUUCUGGAUUCGGGUUCACGUGUUAAGAUGCCUUGAGGAAAAAAAAAAAAUCUGCCAAAUAAAUCUGUUUGUAGACUGUUUUGUUCACCUUCAGCUACAUCCAGUUACACUCAUUUUUACAUAAUAACUCAUUAAUGGAAGCUGUUACUUUAUUUGUAUAUAUAUUUUUAAUAGCUGGAGCUUUGUGACACUAGUUUGUGUAGUUUUUUUUUUCAGAGAACACACAAUUACAACCAAUUUUAUGAAAUAAUUAUAAGAAUUUACUUCUAAAUUUACUACUCAAAAACUGAACAUUAUUUUGUAAAUAUUCCUAAAGCUUCGGGUCAAUUUUCUUACAUUUUUGUCAAACCUGAGCAUGUGCUGUUAUUACGUUCACUACCAUAAUUGCUAAACCUUUAAUGAUUUGCAUAUUAUUAUAUACUGUAUCAGAGAAACUUUACUUAUAAGUGGAAUUCUGGGGUUGUCUUCUUCGAGAAGGACUCUUGAGAUGCUGCGUGGGACAAACUAACGGACUUUGUUGAAAGUAUAAGGAGGUUGUCCUUUUAUCCUUUUGUACAACAGACUUCAUCUCAGGAGCAGAAAUGCUGACUACCCAGGAAGGGUGGUAUCUGAAUAUUCGGGAGAUGUUCACAAUAACAUUAUAAGGAUUAUAUUAUGUCUAAUCUACAAAUCUGUCAUUCUGUAGAUGUUGUACAAUCAGAUGCCUCCUAAUAAAAACAAUAACCAGACAGAA